Messenger RNA from Thrips palmi, 922 nucleotides. RefSeq names its product zinc finger protein castor homolog 1-like. The record is from RefSeq and is a predicted model, not a curated record. NCBI's taxonomy places the organism in Eukaryota, Metazoa, Arthropoda, Insecta, Thysanoptera, Thripidae. The coding region runs from base 192 to 680 and encodes 162 amino acids. The transcript is spliced from 3 exons.
GACUCCGUCUGCCUGCUCGUCCGUCGCGGCUCCCUCCUUCGUCUGGGCCUGCUCCUGCUGGCUGCUGCUCUGCUCCACCACCACCACACCAGUCACCAGUGUGUGUCGGCACUUGCCCCAGGACGGUCGCCGAGGCUGCAGCGCUCCCCGUCCACGUCGUCGAGGCCCUGGUCGAGGACCCCUGCACCGCCAUGCAGUGGCAGGACGCGCCGGCACCGCCCUUCACAGAGCAACAGGUCGCCAAGGGACCCGGCCCUAUGACGAGCGACACGUUCGACGCCUUCGACGCAGCCAUGAACGUCUCCAUGAACGAGACGGCGGCGCUCAUGUCGCUGGUGCCCUUGGACAGGAGCCAGCUGUACGAUCUGGCUGAGAUGCUGCUGUCCGAGAUGAUCCCCGGCUGGGACGAGGACGUCGACGACGAGGACGACGAGGACGUCGAGAACGACGAGGACGACGACGAGGACUGGGAGGAGAGCCUGCCCCGCGGCGUGGACCCGGUCAUGGACGCCAGCUACCGCGCCUGCAUCCUGGAGGCCGAGCGCUACCUGGUGCAGUGCGAGGGCCUGGACGCCGAGGGCACCGUCAUCGCCGACCUCAAGGAGUACCUCCACGAGGCCAGGAUCCACGCCGCCGCGCCGCCCAGCCAGCAGCGCCAGCGGCCACCGGGACACCCUUAGAGCCCUGCACCUGGAACAGUGUCCCCUGGGGCUGUUAUAAUCAAUUGUUUUGAGGUUUCGAGUGGCAUCUAGUCAGUAGCGUAAGGAUCAAGAGCGAGGAAGUGCAAAAUCUCGAACCAGAAAAAAAAAUCUCCAAUUUAUUUGUGAUAAUAGCCUUAAGUUUAAUAUUAUUUUAGCGACGACGACGGUGUACUGUGUACAAAAGACUAACUUGAAUAAUAAAUCAAAAAUAUUCUUUCAAA